Anisakis simplex (herring worm) is the source of this 1539-nucleotide messenger RNA. Lineage: Eukaryota; Metazoa; Nematoda; Chromadorea; Rhabditida; Anisakidae. The record is from the annotation of a GenBank genome assembly.
AUGCGUCACAAUGAUGAAUCAUUAUGCCAGAAGGAAACACUUAAUGCCCCAAAGCAAAUUCAUGAUAUCACAAAUCUCAACAUUAACUCGACAUGUCAUCAUCCCAUACAACAGAUAUAUCCACCAUCGCCAAAUAUGAACUUCUCGAAGCGUUUGAGAAGAGUCAAUGUCUCUCAAGCUGUGUUGCAGGUGGUGAAGGGUGCACAAAAAUGGAAUGAUAAUGGUAAGAAUGAUGCGUCAUGGGAUAUUUAUGAGGUAUCAGAACACGCCAAACAUACUGUGAAUCCGAUUCGACAGGUUUGCGAUACAAUGUCGAUUGCUCCAAAUCCGAACAAAUCACUAAUCAAACUUCAUCUUGGUGACCCAUCGCUGACCGGCUCAUUUCCACCUUCUCCAGUGGCCGAAAUUGCUAUCGAAACCGCACUCAGAAGUCAUAAGUACAACGGCUAUGGACCGGCAAUUGGCUAUGUAGAAGCAAGAGAAUCGGUUGCACGUCAUUUCAGUACACCACAGGCACCGAUCACUGCAGACGAUGUCAUUCUAGCAAGUGGCUGCUCGCAUGCACUUCAGAUGGCCAUCGAAGUACUCGCUAAUCCAGGCGACAACAUCCUCGUGCCGUCACCUGGCUUCCCACUCUAUUCAACGCUUAUGCGAUCCCAUCAAAUUGAGGAUCGCUUCUAUGAGCUGGACAUGUGUGAAGGAGCACAAAUAAAUUUGGAUAAUUUGGAGUCGUUGAUGGACUGUCGAACAAGAGCGAUUAUUGUCAAUAAUCCGUCAAAUCCAACCGGUGUUGUGUUGAGUCGUGACCAUCUGGAAGAUGUUCUUCGAAUUGCUCAUAAGCAUCGUCUACCUAUUAUUGCAGAUGAAAUCUAUGGUGAGCUAACGUAUGAUGGAGCCGAAUUUGUGCCAUUGGCUACUCUCGAACCACGUGUACCAAUUCUGACAUGUGAUGGAAUUGGUAAACGCUACUUGGUACCCGGAUGGCGUUUGGGAUGGUUGAUAGUGCAUGAUCGCUACGAUGCUUUCACGCAGAUUCGUAAAGGCCUGGUGGCGUUAUCACAGAAGAUUGUCGGUCCUUGUGCACUCAUCCAAGGUGCCUUACCAAAAAUACUCUCCGAUACACCAGCAUCAUUCUUCGAAAGAAUCACAUCGAUCCUGGCCAAGAACGCGUGCAUCGUACAUGAACGUCUUAGCAGAGUGCGCGGAUUGCGACCGCUCAAACCGAACGGUGCAAUGUACAUGAUGAUCGCUAUUGACGAACAGUUCUAUGGUGAUGAUAAAACGUUCGUGCAGAAUUUAAUUGCUGAAGAGAGCGUCUUUUGCCUUCCCGGAUCCGCAUUCCAUGCGCCCAGUUGGUUCCGUAUCGUUCUCACACAUCCAACCAACGUAACAAUCGAAGCUUGCGAGCGCAUCAUUCAAUACUGCAAUCGUCGUGGUUGCAUCCAACACAAAACACCAACCUCUCAAUUUUCAGAUGCAUUUCAGGAGCUGUCGAAUGAAACGUCUGAAUCUGAAUGCUUUUUAUCAGAAUCCGAUUGA